Messenger RNA from Insectozyma verbasci, 453 nucleotides. NCBI's taxonomy places the organism in Eukaryota, Fungi, Ascomycota, Pichiomycetes, Serinales, Debaryomycetaceae. The record is from the annotation of a GenBank genome assembly.
AUGACGAAAAUAUAUUCAUUCUCUGAUUUAAGGUUUAUAUCACGUAAAACAUUGAAAAAUUGGAUCCAAAAUGGUUUAUCUCCAAGUGGUAAAUUUUUAGUCAUCGAUGUUAGAGAUUCUGAUUAUAUUGGUGGUCAUAUUAAAAAUUCGAUUAAUUUACCAUCAAAUACAUUUUAUGAUUUUUUACCAAAUUUAUAUAAAAAAUUAUAUGAUGAUAAUAUAAAAGUUGUUGUGUUUCAUUGUAUGUUAUCUCAAUCUAGAGGCCCAUCUGCAACUUUAAAAUUUUUAAGAGGUAUUGAAGAAAUAAAUCAAUUGGAAAUUAAAGAGCACGCGAAUAAUAUUGAUGUUUUCGUGCUAAAAGGUGGUUUUAGUAAAUGGCAACAAGAUUAUGGUCUAGAUAAAAGUUUAACAGAUAAUUAUAAUGAAGAAAUUUGGAAAUUUGGUAUGGAAUAA